AACUUUCCCAGUCAACUUAGAUCAAAGUGAUUUUGAAUAUUACAUUGAUAUGACAUUUAACAAUUUUCCAGAAGAUCUCAGAGCAAGAAUGAAGAAUUUAUAUCAGAAAACUCGUCAAAAUCCUAUAUCGGAAGAUAUCACAUUUGCCGAUUAUGAGAAUGGUACAGUAUCAGCGACACUGGUACAAAUUUUAUCUCAAAAGAACGAUCGUAAUGAAUUGGAAAUGCUUGUUGGCUCGGUUUCUCUUACUCGACGUCCAUCACAAGGUUCUUAUUUAUGUCGUUCACAUUGGGAAGAACAUAAAGAACAAGUAAAAACAGCUUUACAAUAUAUCUACGGAAAAGAAGCAGAAAAAGAACUAUCCUACGAAUAA
Messenger RNA from Rotaria sp. Silwood2, 373 nucleotides. NCBI's taxonomy places the organism in Eukaryota, Metazoa, Rotifera, Eurotatoria, Philodinida, Philodinidae. The record is from the annotation of a GenBank genome assembly.